This is a messenger RNA of Pseudovirgaria hyperparasitica, 1605 nucleotides long. Its product is annotated as glutaredoxin. Gene Ontology annotation, biological process: cellular response to oxidative stress. Gene Ontology annotation, molecular function: glutathione disulfide oxidoreductase activity. Lineage: Eukaryota; Fungi; Ascomycota; Dothideomycetes; Acrospermales; Acrospermaceae. The transcript has 2 exons. The record is from RefSeq and is a predicted model, not a curated record. Bases 391 to 1236 code for a protein of 281 amino acids. Gene Ontology annotation, cellular component: Golgi lumen; fungal-type vacuole; cis-Golgi network.
CUAAUAGUUAAAGGAGACAUACGCAACUGUUCGCAUGAUUUCAUCCUAUUCACUGCCCAUUCUUCACAGUCACAGACCCUCGCUCAACCGCCAAUAAUAUACAAUUUGCGUUUCCCAUACACACGAGCAUCACAUUGCAUUCCCAGACCAUUGUAUUUCUACCGCGAACGAUCGUUCUGCUGCGCCAUAGCUUCACGCCUGAUUGCAGUUACCAAGGGACGCCGAACUUUUCCAUCUUCAAAAGUGUAAAACUGGGACAUUCAGAUAUCACAAAAAGAAUACGUGUAACACCGGCACUUCUGACUACUUGCGGACGCGUUUACGAACGCGCCACCAAAUUAAGUGUCCUGGCCAUCGACUUGCAUCUUACGUCCGUCCAGACUCUGCAGUAUGCCGUCGCAACGCCGCGUCAAAGUCUUCGGCCUGUUGAUAGUGUUGGCUAUUCUUACAACUAUAUACUGGGCCUCCGCCGCGCAACAAACCAAGUCAUCUAAAUUCUACACAAACACAGUGGCCGCUUUGGAAGAGAAGAAACAAGCAGAAAUUGCGGCAAAAGUGAAAGCUGAAAAUGAUGCUACUGCUGCGCGCAAAGAAGACAUUGGGAUCCGAUUAAAGGCGGCCGAGGAAAAGGCUAAAAAGUCUGCUGACGAGAAAGGUCAUAGGAUCUCACAGCAGGUCAUGGCAAGCAAUGAAGAGAAGAAAGAUGCUGUCGAUGAAAAGUCAGUAGCAGGUCGUGUGAAGUACAAGGACGAGAAAGAGAAGGACACUCCAGGAGUUGCUAGGGUAGGCGGCAACACAGAAAACAUGGAGAAGCUUGACAAAGAAAGCAAGUCUGAAGAAGACCAGGAAGUUGAAAUGGAGCUCAACUCAAUCUUGAAGCGGAGUCCUAUAAUUAUAUUCUCCAAAAGCUACUGCCCCUAUUCGAAGACGGCUAAACAUAUCCUACUUGACCUAUACAAGAUCACACCGCCCCCUCACGUAGUCGAGCUUGAUCAGCACGAGCUGGGUCCCGGUCUACAGGAUGCUUUGGCGAAGAUGACAAACAGGAAGACCGUGCCAAACAUAUUGAUAAAUGGGUUGAGUAUUGGCGGAGGCGAUGAUAUCAAAACACUUCACCAAGACGGAAAGAUUAUAGACACAAUCACGACGACGGGUGGUAAGAGAAUCAUAGAAGUGAAACAGGUUGAGGAGCCUGCUAGUAAAGAUGGACUACGAAAGCGUCACUCUGGAACCUGAAGAGUAUAAUAUCUCGGUGCAAGGUGUCUAUACGGAUUUCGCACUCGAAGUGACCAAUGCAGAACAUCUGGCUAUUCGGGGCUCGGUGCACAGUCGGGCAUACGGGUUGUGGUGAAAGACCACAGUCAUGGUGCGGACCGGACUAUGAAAGGUGUGCUACUGCUCCAGGUCAAUAAUUAGCUUUGGGCGAGCUGGUGACGAUUGAAAUAAUGUCAAGUCGCACUGAUAAUGAUAGCGCAGAGGGGAAUUGGUUAAUGUAGAUGGCAGAUGAGCAGCAUCGUAAUGUUGACGUGAAAACGAGAGACACGAUUUUGACAUGAUACUGAUUGUUCAUAAAUACCACUAUAUAGACAAAUUCGUAACCAAUGA